UAUAAGGCGGUGCUACGGAGUGAGGAGUGGGCUCGCUGUGCGCCUCGCCGCUGCCCCGGUGCCGCGGCCGGGCAGCACCCGCACCGCUGGACAGCGCGGGCGGCUCCGCGGGGGCGGCGGCCGCUCCGCGCUUUCGCCGCAGCGGCGCGGCCAGCGCGCUCCGGGGGGCGGCUGUCCCCACGGCAUUCUCGGCCCCCAGGCCCGGGAUCUCCUGCCCCCCAGGAGAGGCUUGUCCGAAGAGCCGAGGGACAGUGCACGGGAGGUUUUGUUUCCUUCCCCGGCCACCGCACCGGCGGACAUUCCUCUGCAUUUCUUAAGGGAGAAAACUCGGCAAAGAAAGGGUAGGAAGAAAGGCAGUAGGGAAUGGGGGGAAAGUUAAUUGACUUACUUGCAGAGAGGUGAAGCUUUCCUGUGGCUCCCCUUGCACUUUGCACUGGAGACUUUUAGUCCACGCGAAGCUGUAGGAUGGAGCUAGAGCCCCCGCCCGAGCUCGCCUCAAUGCCCCUCGGGGAGAAUGGGAGUGUCCGCCUGGUGCCCGACACAGCCCUGCUGUCCCCGGGGAGAGGCACGGCCGUAUUCAUCAUCCGCUGUGUGAUCCCUUCUCUUUACCUGCUCAUCAUCACUGUCGGCUUGCUGGGCAACAUCACCCUCAUGAAGAUCUUCAUUUCCAGCAGCGCCAUGAGAAGUGUGCCAAACAUCUUCAUCUCCAGCCUCGCUGCUGGUGAUCUGCUCCUGCUAGUGACCUGUGUGCCUGUGGAUGCCUCCCGGUAUUUCUCCGAAGAGUGGCUCUUUGGAGAAGUAGGAUGCAAGCUCAUCCCUGUCAUCCAGCUGACCUCUGUUGGUGUCUCUGUCUUCACCCUUACCGCCCUCAGUGCUGACAGGUAUAAAGCAAUUGUAAAUCCCAUGGAUAUCCAGACCUCCAGUGCAGUGCUAUGGACCUGUCUCAAAGCCACUGCCAUCUGGGUAAUCUCCAUGCUCCUGGCAAUUCCUGAAGCAGUGUUCUCCGAACUGGCUCACAUCAAUGACACAGAUAAUGCCACUUUCACAGCGUGCAUACCAUACCCCAUGACAGAUGACAUGCAUCCGAAGAUCCAUUCUGUGCUGCUUUUCCUUGUGUAUUUCCUUGUUCCUCUUGUAAUUAUCAGUAUCUACUACUAUCAUAUUGCAAAGAGUUUAAUAAAAAGUGCUCACAACAUCCCUGGGGAGCACAGUGAGCAUUCCAAAAGACAGAUGGAAACUCGGAAGCGUCUGGCAAAAAUUGUUUUAGUUUUUGUUGGCUUCUUUGCUAUCUGCUGGUUUCCUAACCACGUGCUAUACAUGUACAGAUCUUUUCAUUAUGAUAAGAUUGAUCCAUCGAUGGGACAUAUGGUUGUUACCUUAGUGGCCCGAGUGCUAAGCUUCUGCAAUUCUUGUGUCAACCCAUUUGCACUGUAUUUCCUCAGUGAGAGUUUUAGAAGACAUUUCAACAACCAGCUCCGCUGCAGGAAGAAAGCUCAGAAAGAGAGAUCUGCCAGCUACUUGUGCAACUCUUCUGCCAUUCAAAUGACUUCCCUGAAAAGCAAUGCCAGGAACACAGUAACUACUAUGACACAACUGAAUGGGCACAACUUGAAACAAGAAAUGUCAUUAUGAUCAAAUGAGUGUGAUUUUUGACUCUGAAAAUAAUCUGAACUUUUCCUUUGCAGCUUGUAAGUCACUUUUGGCUCUUGUUCUUAGACAGUCCUCAGAAGAGAGGCUCUGUUAAAUUCUGGCUAAUCUGAGGUUGUUUCACAUUGUCUGACUCUUAGAAGUGAAGAAUAUGUUUUAUUGUCAAAACAAAACUGACUGACAUAAUAUUGUACUUUAAAGGAGAUGCUGAUAUAUGUUUAACAUAAAGCAAAGCAGUGUAUCUGAUAAAAAGUAUUGCUUUAAAAAGUCUAAAUUUUCUGAUAUGAAAAGGUGUGUUUUUAACUGAAUAUUGAUCCAGGCUUAUGUUUUGCUUUAAUAGAUUUUGCAUUACUUUAGCUCUGUGGUGUGUGUGCUAGUUUUGCUUAUUAAGACUGUUAGGCAUUUUGGAGUCCAUUAAACUUUUAUUUUUAAUUUAUUUUUUCUUUAAUCAGCUCACAUGUUAGCACAGGUAGUCAAAUAGACAUAAUGAAUGAAGCUUAUUGCCACUACUUAUAAAAGGCUGUUCAUAUAAAAGUUUGAAGGGGGGUGUCAGAGUUGAAUUUCCCUUUAUACAGUGGCAUAGAAUCUGACAAAUAAUCAUUCCCAAGCCAGGUGAGAGGUUAGCUUUCAUGUUUGAGCUCCGGAGGGAAGGUGUUCACAGUGUCUUUCUUAGAAGGGGCAGUAAUAGCGGACAAAGGCACCUUGUGGAAGUAGUUUUUUAUGGUCAGUUCAUGAGCCAAAUGUAAUUUUAAGUAUGUUUUUCUUUACAGUUGGGUGGAACUGCUCCAGCACAGAUCUGUCUCUGUCACAACACUGUAUCCUGUACUUCUGCAGUGACUUCUCUAAGGUGAAUACUAGAGAGUACACUAGAAAUUUAGAUUGGACUUUGGAAUUAGUUGCUAGUCUUAUAAUUUCAAAAGCUGAAGUGCUAAUGCAGUGUAUCAGUUCAUUGUUCCCUUUGCCCUUAAUAAUACACUUGCGCAUAUUUACUUCUGUUUGUAACUCUCUGAACCACUUGAAGAUCAAAAUUUCUUUUGAAAUUCCUCUUUCUUCAAGACUAGUUAUAUCCCUACACAAAUUUUUAAAGAAAUGAGAACUUAUAUUGAUGUAAACUGUAAGUGUUCUAGCUAAUUAUCUGGAAAAAUAAAACAUCCCUGGUUGCAACCACUCAAUAGGGAAAGUAACAGAUUUCUUAAUCUGUUCUUAAGAAGUUCUUAAUGUCAACCAGCCAGUGAGAUCUAUAGGAGAAUGUAAUGUAGUUAAAGUGGUAUGCAGCAUUCAAAUGAGAAAACUUAUUAAAUUCAGUUUAGACUGGCUCCAUAUGGCCUACACGAGCUGGUUGCAGUUGCCCCAUGACUUCAGUGGCUCCUUAGAAUUAUUUAUUGGAGGAGUGGCUCCUCUCUAUUUUACAGAGGAGCUGAUUAACAUGAACUUGUAAAUCUAUGUGGAAUGGUUUAGAAUCCCUGCUGUGGGAUGGGGAGGAGAAAUUUGAGGCACAAAAGGUACAUAUUAAGGGUUAAGAUGGUAAAAAUUUUCUAGAAACAGCAAUGAAAUAAGCAACAAACAAUAGCAACAAUAUUAAUAAGCGAGUGUUUUAAAAAUUAAUAAGAAGUGAAAGAUUCACAUGCAAUCACUUACCACAGGGAACUUAGCAUGACCCAGACCACUCACUUUGCCAUUGGCCUGACUGGAAGGAACCCAUCCCUCCCCUGCCCCCUUCUUUGGCAUGAGGUGGUAUAGAGUAACCUUGGGGUCCUGGUCAUGUCCCUCCUGACUACUGCAGAAAUGAACCCUUUUCUGGCUGGAACGAGGACACAUCCAUAACUGCCUGACAUUGCUUCAACCUCCUUUUUCUUCAUUUUGCCUCUUCUCUUUCUUCAAGCCUUUGUUUUGUGUGAGCCCACAUGUUCUCAGAACUACUUUUUAAUUUUAUAUCACUAAUUCUUCCUGGAUGCCAGACAAAGCUUUGGAUUCUGCUCUUCUGAUCAGUCUCGAGUGCUUUUCACUCACAAGUAUUUUACACCUGCAAAGCACUAAUGCUAAAAGUCUUCCUUUGUCAAUUCUUGAUGUUUAUCAUUGACUGUGGUCAAGUUUUCUGUUUAUUUCUGCUGGGGUUUUUGUGGUACCAUGCUCCUUAUUUUGCUUGACAAUCUUUCUACACUGCAUAGCCUUUCAUAGAACUUUGAAAUCCAUUACGGUUUUUAUUUCCUAAAUUAAUUUUUUUGAUGUGGACAUUACCAGAUGAUAUUUUUCCCUACUGGAAAAAUAAUAAUAUAAUUUGUAGUAAUUUGUAGUAGAUGUGAUGCUUCUGUUUGAUUCAUGCUCUCCACCCAAUGUCUUAAACUGCUGUGUGUGGUGUGAACAGUAUGAACCAGCUUUCUGGCAGAAUGGAAAGCUACAGUCUAUUCCUUUAUGUCGUAAGGCGAAGGUGUUCAGAGGUAGACUAUAACUCCUUCUUGUCAGGAAAUCAGGAUGGUUUUGCUUCAUUAUUUCCCAGACCUAAUAUUCAAAGUCUGUUUCAAGUACGUUAACUAAAUUUUAUAUAGGUCCUUUCAAAUUCUUGUAGUAUGGUGUGGGGGAAUUAGUUAAUCUGUCUUGAGCUUUACUAGGCAUGUUGCUAACCCAGUGUACACAUUUUAGAAGUGUCUGUUAGUGUGCUUCUGUACCUGUUGUAUAUAAGCUGUAUGUGUAAAGCUGUUUUCAGACAACUCUGCUUGCUAACAAUUAAAAUGAAUGUAGAAUGCAUUUUAUGAAAUAUUUUCUUCUAACUGUAGUUGAUGGAACAAAGAAAAUAUGUAAAUAAGAUCAUGUCAGCUUUUCAUAUACUACAUUGAAACCUAUGCCAAAAUAGUUGUUAAAAUGCCAUCUGUUUUUUUUUUCUGUUAUAAAAAUUUUCUUAUUUCAGAAAAAUCAGUUAUUUUCUCUCUUCC
This is a messenger RNA of Taeniopygia guttata (zebra finch), 4577 nucleotides long. It is a transcript of the gene NMBR, whose product is annotated as neuromedin B receptor. Lineage: Eukaryota; Metazoa; Chordata; Aves; Passeriformes; Estrildidae. Gene Ontology annotation, cellular component: plasma membrane. Gene Ontology annotation, biological process: bombesin receptor signaling pathway. Gene Ontology annotation, molecular function: bombesin receptor activity. The record is from RefSeq and is a predicted model, not a curated record.